This is a messenger RNA of Symbiodinium necroappetens, 1078 nucleotides long. The record is from the annotation of a GenBank genome assembly. NCBI's taxonomy places the organism in Eukaryota, Dinophyceae, Suessiales, Symbiodiniaceae.
AUGUUGUCGAGGAACUCCGCCAGUUCACGUGUGUGCCUGCAGGAACAUCUGCAGACGGCCGCCUUCGUUGAUGCGGUGAGUCAUUCCUCUCGCAUCUUGCAGGCCAUGUCCCCCAUGAUCGUUGGAUUCGUGCGCCUACGCGAUUGGUUGUAUGGCGGGGAGUUCAAUGGAGAAGGCCUAGAUGUGGUCCAGAAUUGGAACACAUCGGAGGAGUUCUUGCAGGGAGCUGAGCAGGUCUACCGGCAUGCUCUCGGUGUGGCCUUGGCACCUCCGAGUUCAGAAGAAUCCGAUAUUGUUCUUGUGCACCGCGCACGGGAAUGGCUCGAGGACCAGCGAAAACUGCGCUGCCGUGAUUUUGCUGAUGCCGAGUCCUUCGAGCUCACUGAUGUGAUUUUUGUGCAGUCAUCUGACCAAUCCGGCUCCAUCCUGGCAGUGCAAGUUGAUACAGCAACAACCUUCAGGGACUCUUCCCGAUGGUGGCGGCCUCGAUCAGAGAAGCACGUGGAGCUAAUCCACAGGAGUCAGGCAAUGGAGACGAGUCCUUCAUGCCAGCCGGCGGACCCUGGUCCCGCAAGUUCGAGCGUGAUGGGAGUCUCCGAUGACAAAGCCUGCGCCGAAAGAGCAGCUUGCAAGGCAGCGGACACUUCUAGUUCCGACGACUUGGAGCAGAACCAGAAUGCCUGGUAUAUUAAGCAGCAGAGCGAAGGUCACUCAUCCACAUCUGCUACCCGGACGCCUCCGUUGACCGCCGAUACGCAGGUGGAAUCGAAUGGUUCCCGAGGAUCCAGAAAUUCUGCAGACUCGGUGGCGGCACGCGUCAAUACCAAUUCAGGGACAUCAGAUGACAGCAGCAACAGAGGCAAAAACGAGACACGUCUCGAUGCGGCGCGAGCAAUGAGAGGAGCAAUGCACCGCGACUUGUCCUCGUCGUCUUCUUCGGACUUCGAGUUCUUCGACAUUCCCGGCCUCGACUCGGACAGUGCUGGCAGCGAGCCAGCUGGGUCUCAGGCAGAGGAUUCUGCUGAGCCAGCGCAGAACAGUAUGGCCGCCCACCUGAACGGCACUUGCAAGCCCUGCC